Molecule: messenger RNA, 579 nt
Organism: Xyrauchen texanus (razorback sucker)
Lineage: Eukaryota; Metazoa; Chordata; Actinopteri; Cypriniformes; Catostomidae
Product: U8 snoRNA-decapping enzyme-like
Exons: 4
Coding region: 1-579 (192 amino acids)
Biological process (GO): sno(s)RNA catabolic process; mRNA catabolic process
Cellular component (GO): nucleus
Molecular function (GO): snoRNA binding; phosphodiesterase decapping endonuclease activity
Source: RefSeq, a predicted model, not a curated record
AUGUCUAAACGGUUGGCCUCGAAACAAGUGGCCAGGUGUCCUUUUAUUGUCUUCCUCAAGUUGCUCAUUGGUUGUGUGGCCGCACGGCCCGACCUCCGCGCGAUCACAAAAGGCAACAGGUUUGACGGAACCCUACUAUUGGUGAACCCGUCCGAAGAAACUUUGGAGGUGGGGCUAAGCAGAGAGCUUGAUGAGGAGGUGGGCGUGGCUGUGCCGGUGGGCAUGGACAAUCACAUCUCCUCCUGCCUUUCCACAUCCUGCCCUCGACUAAUCACACACUUCAAUAUCAAGAAGAUGACAGAAUCAGAGCUGAGAGACCUAGAGAAAGCUGCUAUUGCUACUGCCACAGAUCAUGGUUUAGAGGAAGAACCAGUGUUGGGUAUGGUCCGAGUACCACUCUACUUCCUGAGGAACGGAGGUGGUCUUCCCCAUUUCCUUUCACACUCGUUCAUCAGUAACUCCCGGGCCCAACUGCUCUCUGCCCUACAACACUGUGGGCUGCUGUCCCAGGGGGAGCUGGAGAAGGCUGUGAGACAGGCUGAGCAGAUGAGAUGCACACACAGCGCUGAUCCGCACUGA